UGUGCUCUUCGACCAUCCUUGCAGAACUGGGGUCAGGAACGCCUGGCUGCCACUGCUAGCCACCGACGCGUUUGAAAUUUGACUCGCGACGUCUCGCGUUGAGCACGACCACGUGAGGCGGGACCGUGUAGAACCGUAAGCGCUGGGACGGGCCCGUGGGUGACAGGAUGUGGCUACUAUCCUCGCAGUGACAAAGACUCGAUCCUCGUCCGCUCAACGUAGACCUACAUAAACACGGGCACCCGUCUUCUCCUUGCGUACAAGCGGGCUUCCAGGUAUAAUCCAAGACGUCUAGUCCUCACCUCGAAGCGUUAUGGCCACACAAACGUCCCCAGGAAGAGCAGGCAUCGACCUCGCGGAAUGCGCCUCGUUGCAAGGAGAAGAGUGGGAAGUCCUCGAGUCUAUCUACCCCGACUGUGUUUCGGGUGACCCCUCGAGUGGGUUGGUGAAGCUGGAGAUACCAAUAGAGUUCCCAGGACCAAAGGCCGUCUGCCUGGUGGACGAUCGGAUACAGUCUUCAUCUACAGGUCCUAAUCCAGGCCACGCCAGACCCGGGCCAUCGUCUGUAUCUGUGUCACCGUCCUUGUCCCUCGCGACUCUUCCGCCCCUCUUGCUCGACGUUCUCUUGCCAGCAACGUAUCCAUAUAGCCCACCCGUGAUACAGUCCCUUCACGCCACACAAUCAUGGCUUCCGAUGUGCCUCACGUUGCAACGCAGGCUCCUAGAGCUGUGGCAAGACGGCGAGGGAGUGCUCUACAGUUGGAUUGAAUGGAUACGCAGCGGCGAGUUCCUCGAGGCGCUCGACAUGUGUUCCGAAGUGAAUGGAGAGGAAGCCGUCCAGAUACGCCACCCAGCACCGCACAUGUUGGCUCCCGUACUCCAGGCAUACGAUAAAUCCGCCCAGUUGACAAGGUUUUCGCGGACCUCCUAUGAAUGCCAGAUUUGUCUCACCUCAAUAAAGGGGGCGCGUUGUAUCUUGCUGUCCUGCUCACACGUGUUCUGUCGUGCAUGCCUGGAGGACUUCUGGAGGCUCUGCAUUACUGAGGGCGACAUCGGACAUGUAGGCUGUCCGGACCCGCAGUGCAUAAAGGCUGGCCGCGAGGCGAACGAGGAGGAUGUGAGGAGAGUUGUUACGGAAGAGGAAGUCCGGCGCUGGAAAUGGUUGCGGGAGAAGCGCGAGCUAGAGAAGGAUCCGAGUAUCAUCCACUGCCCUCUAUCCUUCUGCCAAACGCCCGUACCCAAGCCCCCUAACGUGGAUGAUGGCAGUGGGUGGGAGCGCUUGCGAGAAUGUCCAGAUUGCGGCUACUCCUUCUGCGCUUACUGUAAGCGGACAUGGCAUGGGCCGCUGUCCGACUGCCCAGUAGCCUUGACGGAGUCAUUCACGCUGCAAUACCUGGCACUGCCUGAGGGCUCUUCCGGGCGAGAGCUGCUCGAGCGACGCUUUGGGAGAAACAACAUCCGCAAGCUCGUCGCCAGAUAUGAGGAGGAGCAGGCGAACGAGCAGUGGCUCGAGAGCUCUACGAUGUCGUGCCCCAGCUGUUUCGUUCACGUCGAGAAGUCGCUGGGGUGCAAUCACAUGACCUGCGCAAAGUGCAAGACCCACUUCUGCUACCGGUGCGGGGACAGGCUGCAGGCGAACAACCCCUACGUGCACUUCAGCACUCCCGGCCACCGGUGCUACUCGAAGCUGUUUGACUUUCAGAGCAUCGACGACGAGUGGCAGCCUGUAGAGGGAUUCGACGUUUUGUAGGCGGAAUAUAUUUGUGCGGUGACCUGUG
This is a messenger RNA of Fomitopsis serialis, 1778 nucleotides long. RefSeq names its product RWD-domain-containing protein. The record is from RefSeq and is a predicted model, not a curated record. The coding region runs from base 314 to 1750 and encodes 478 amino acids. Gene Ontology annotation, biological process: protein polyubiquitination; ubiquitin-dependent protein catabolic process; positive regulation of proteasomal ubiquitin-dependent protein catabolic process. The transcript has 6 exons. Gene Ontology annotation, cellular component: ubiquitin ligase complex; cytoplasm. NCBI's taxonomy places the organism in Eukaryota, Fungi, Basidiomycota, Agaricomycetes, Polyporales, Fomitopsidaceae. Gene Ontology annotation, molecular function: zinc ion binding; ubiquitin conjugating enzyme binding; ubiquitin protein ligase activity.